Messenger RNA from Phytophthora sojae, 1161 nucleotides. RefSeq lists its product as hypothetical. The record is from RefSeq and is a predicted model, not a curated record. The transcript is spliced from 2 exons. The annotation marks the transcript as partial. NCBI's taxonomy places the organism in Eukaryota, Oomycota, Peronosporomycetes, Peronosporales, Peronosporaceae.
CUUAUUCAUGCUAGCAACCAGCUCGUGGGGGAGACGGAGGCGUUGCUGUCGUCCUGCUCGUCGCUGGAGGAGACCGAGACCGCGGACGACAGCAGUCAACCGAAACGCCGACGGAAGGUGCGGAAUGCCAACGCGGCCAAGAGGCGGCUCAAGUACACGAAGAAAGUCAAGGACGAGAGGGAGCAGCUGAAGCAACAGGACGAGCAGCUAUCGGCUCAGCUGGCCGACCUACAGGCCAAGCAGAGUGCAAAGAAGUGGGUUCUGGAGAGAACGAGUGCCAUGCCCGUGUGGAGGGCCAUUGCCACGCGUCAACUGCAAGGCCGCCUUAUGGCUGAAGCGGAGAGGCGCCGGCUUCGAGAGCUCGUUGCAGCACGUGGCAAGUUGCUCCACGAGCUUGGCGAGAAGAUGCGUCUGCACUUGCAAGGAUCUGGUAUUGCUAUGGAUAGAAGUGAAGAACGGAGUGCACCUCCGCUGGAGCUGGAGGACUCGCUGCUUUUUGACAGGUACUUGGUGGAAGUGGAGACCGCUUUCGACGAAGUUGACGAGGUUCAGCGCACCUGGCAUGUACACGAAGCCCCUUUGUCGCCAGUUCGCAAUCGAUUGAGUGGCGAGGAACACGACUACUUUGAGAAUAUGGAUGUGCAGCUGACCCCUUUCGACUUCAAGCAGACCGGUGACGCUCUGUGGGAAGCAAUGCGUCGUGUUCAUUAUCAAAAUGGCCACCAGCGCUACAGAAGCGUUGCGGGUCUUGGAGAUGUGGUCGCUGUCAAGUUCCAAGUGCGAAAUAAAAUCCAGGAUGAAUCAGGCUUGAUAAUCCGGAUCGUGAUGAAGCGGCGUAUCGAGUCUGGCAGAAUUGUGAUCUUGUGGCGAGCUCAUACCCAGGGCUACGGCGAGCUCAGCAACAUUCAUGCCGACGAAACUGGCUGGUCAGUUAUUCACCCGACGGAUGCAGGGACCAAGAGCGUGGUAGGUAUGCCUACUGCGAUUCUGACCUUCAUUCGAUUUAUUCCAUGCAGCGAUGGUACCAAUCUAGAGGGGGGCGACACGAAGUUAGGUCAUUUCAUACAGCUAGCGGAGUCCUCGGGCCACGAGUAUGGAGCUGAGAUCGUGCGAAUGAUGGAAUCUCUUCUGCUGGAUGACUCGCGUAUACCUGCUCGGUGA